CUCAGACCAGAUUGCAAUAUCCGUCGUACCGGCAAGUAAUAGAAACUGUAUGCUGGGUGCUCAUCGGAUUCCAACGUCUUUUCUGGGAGAGCUGGCCACAGGAAGUGAAACAUCCCGAAUACCCCUGUCUGUACCUUCUUCCACCUCUUGUACAACUGGAGUGAUUGAAGUGGACGUCCUAGGACACCCGAACCGCGAUGAACACUGAACAGCCUGUACAAGACCCACUCCUCGCAUCGUGCAUAGUGUGAACAACAGCGAUAUCGAAUAUACAGAGGAAGAAUCGGUUCUGUAGCUACUACGCCUGGUUUCAAGGCAUCCUCUCCUGUUCAUUUGCCCAGACCCCGGAUACGUAC
This is a messenger RNA of Aspergillus ochraceoroseus IBT 24754, 356 nucleotides long. RefSeq lists its product as uncharacterized. Bases 50 to 208 code for a protein of 52 amino acids. The record is from RefSeq and is a predicted model, not a curated record. Lineage: Eukaryota; Fungi; Ascomycota; Eurotiomycetes; Eurotiales; Aspergillaceae. The transcript is spliced from 3 exons.